AUGAGUGCAUCAUCGACUGACAAGUACAACCAAGGGUUAGGUGAUGAUGACCAUCCGUACCUCCAAUAUCUGGCUCUAAAAGGUCGCCCUAAAGUAACAGUUUAUGUUGCAUCCAACUCGCAAUUCUCUGGAUCGGAAGUUCAAAUUCUGGAGCUAGAUUAUUGCUCCAAGUAUUCAAAUAUCGAUUUGUCUUCAAUAUUUUCUUGGUUCCCUCGUUUGGUAGAUGUAAGUUUGAAAGAGUGUCAUAUUAAUGAUGAAGGCUUAGAGGCCCUGGCAAAAUGUUGUGCAUCCUUAGAGACGGUUAAUCUCUCAUGGUGCCACUCGAUUACUGAUUCAGGAAUAAGUUCUCUCUUAAGGAACUGCCGCGAACUGGAUACACUUGAUAUAAAUUUCUGCAGCAAUAUAACAGGUAUUGGCUUUCUAGGGUGUCCACUGACCUUAACCUGUCUUCAAGCAUAUGGGAUCAAACUUACACUAGAGGGGAUUAAAGCAAUUGUUAGUGGUGGUGGGCUUGAAUAUCUAAAACUCUCAACACGCAAUGAAUUGUCCAAGGUUGGAGAAGGAUCUAUGACUAUGAAUACCGAAGCAGUUUUGAUGAUUUUAAAAGGUUGCCCUUCAUUACGGGAACUGUACCUAUCAGAUUUCGUGGAGAUAAUAAAGCCAGAAGGAUGGGAAGCUAUCCGUCGGAACUGCAAAAGUUUGGAAGUCCUUCACCUGGGGUGA
Papaver somniferum (opium poppy) is the source of this 723-nucleotide messenger RNA. Its product is annotated as F-box/LRR-repeat protein 12-like. Bases 1 to 723 code for a protein of 240 amino acids. The transcript has 2 exons. The record is from RefSeq and is a predicted model, not a curated record. Lineage: Eukaryota; Viridiplantae; Streptophyta; Magnoliopsida; Ranunculales; Papaveraceae. Gene Ontology annotation, molecular function: protein binding. Gene Ontology annotation, biological process: SCF-dependent proteasomal ubiquitin-dependent protein catabolic process. Gene Ontology annotation, cellular component: SCF ubiquitin ligase complex.